CCGUUGAGACAAAAUGUAAACAACAACACUUGCGGUUCGGAUCAGUUGCUCUUCUCGUUUCUUUCCUUUGCGUUCUUAAAAAAACGGUAUUCCAUCCGUCGUGAUAACGCAUCAAGUUACUUGUGAUUAAUCUACUCAAACCCUCUGACCAGUCUUAUCGUUUGUGUACCAUCAUGCUUCAGCCCAAAGUUCUAACAUCCGUUCUGAGCCAGGCGAAUACGGGAGGCGUCGAAAACACGAUCCUGCUCACACAUGAAGGAGCACUGCUGGCGUUUUCCGGAUUCGGCGACAAGGACGCCACGGUCACAGCGGCGAUCGCGAGCAACAUCUGGUCCGUUUACGAAAAGAAUGGCCGCAACGCAUUCCGAGAAGAUCGACUCCAGUACGUGUUUCUGCAGUGUGAGAACGGUAACGUCGUCAUUACGCAGGUGGCCAACCUGCUGCUCUGUCUGUACGCCCGGGACAGUGUGGGGCUUGGCAUACUGAAGGAAAAAGCGCAAGCCCUUGCCACCUACCUGGAGGGACCGCUGAAAGAGAUCGCUACAUCGUAGGAGGGCCAAACUUUUGUUACAUUGAUAUUUAUUAGAGCUUAAUACAUUUGCGUUCACUUAUUGCCGGCACGCUUGUAUAAAAGGA
Messenger RNA from Anopheles coluzzii, 636 nucleotides. RefSeq names its product ragulator complex protein LAMTOR2 homolog (gene Lamtor2). Gene Ontology annotation, cellular component: Ragulator complex. Lineage: Eukaryota; Metazoa; Arthropoda; Insecta; Diptera; Culicidae. The transcript has 2 exons. Gene Ontology annotation, molecular function: guanyl-nucleotide exchange factor activity; molecular adaptor activity. Gene Ontology annotation, biological process: positive regulation of TOR signaling; cellular response to amino acid stimulus. Bases 174 to 551 code for a protein of 125 amino acids. The record is from RefSeq and is a predicted model, not a curated record.